This is a messenger RNA of Penicillium concentricum, 1491 nucleotides long. Its product is annotated as arylsulfotransferase family protein. Lineage: Eukaryota; Fungi; Ascomycota; Eurotiomycetes; Eurotiales; Aspergillaceae. Gene Ontology annotation, molecular function: calcium ion binding. Bases 1 to 1491 code for a protein of 496 amino acids. The record is from RefSeq and is a predicted model, not a curated record. The transcript is spliced from 3 exons.
AUGGCGUCCCUAAAACAAACUCUCCUGGCAGCCUUAGCAACAACGUCCUUACCCCAACCAAACACCAAUAGCUAUUAUCGCUCACGACCUGACCUUGCACCACCUCAAUUAAAUAUCACCAUCCCCGCCACAAGCCCCGAUGGCUCCGAAUACGUCUUCAUCGCUCCUUACUCGAUGAGUGGAGCCCUCGGACGGCCCGGUCCGUACAUCUACCGCAAAGAUGGCGACUUGGUGUGGGCUGGCACAGGGUACUACGCCGGUUUCGUGGGGAAUUUCCAUCCUACCACAUAUCAGGGGAAACCUGUUCUCCAGGCAUUCCAGGGUAAUAUGGAUACUUCCCAUGGCGAAGGGUAUGGUCAGCAUGUCCUGCUAGAUCAGAGCUAUCAGCACGUUGUUACCUCAACUGCCGGGAACCAUCGUGUUUCGUCGAUCCACGAAUUCAAUAUUAUCCAGGGAGAGACGGCUUUGAUUGAGGUCUUUUAUACCACCCCGGCGAAUUUGUCGGCUUAUGGUGGGAAUUCUUCGCAGCAGUGGGUGGGGAAUGGGAUUUUCCAAGAAAAUCAUAUUGCCACGGGAGAGUUGAUCUUUGAGUGGAAUGCCUUGGAGCAUGUUGACCCGUCUGAAAGCCUAGUGACACUAGGUUCCACAAAGGCCAAUAGCGGAUUGUCCUCCGCCGAAGCAUGGGAUUACUUCCACAUCAACAGUCUCGACAAAAACGAAGAAGGAGACUACCUGCUCUCAUCUCGACACACGAGCACGGUAUUCAAGAUCAACGGCACGGAUGGUUCAAUCAUCUGGCGGCUCGGCGGAAAGUACCCCAGUUUUUCACAAAUCGGCAACUGGACCUUCGGAUUCCAACACGAUGCCCACUGGCAACCGCAGCUCAGCCAGCCCGGGACGGAAGUAAUCUCAUUCUUCGACAACUCUGGCGACGGAACUAUCACAUUUAACGAGGUGUCGCGAGCGUUGGUUGUCCAAAUCAACCACACAGAUAGCACGGCGACAGUUCUCCGCAACGCAACAGCGCCCUACGAUCUCCAAGCCCAGUCCCAGGGGAAUGCACAGCUGCUUUCUGACGACCGAAUCUUCGUCAACUGGGGAUCGGAGGGGGCCUUCACGGAAUUUGGUGCUGAUAAUGAGAUUCUGUACCAUGCCUUUAUCCAGACGGGGUCGGUCAGCUACCGUGGCUUUUUGGCGAACUGGACUGGUACGCCACAGGAAAGCCCAGCGCUGGUUGCGCUAAAAACAGACUCUAAUCUUGUUGAGCUUUACGUGUCUUGGAAUGGGGAUACGGAGACUGCGGCUUGGAGAUUCUUUUAUGUCAACGGGCAGGAGAAGUCGCAGAUUGGCCUAGUUGAUAGGGAUUCGUUUGAGACGGUCUUUACUUGGAAGCCAAAUUUUGGACUGUCUUCCUCUGCGAGAUUUGUUGCCGAGGCGAUUGGCGCGCAUGGGGAGUCUCUUGCACGGACGUUUCCUUUGACUAUGGAAUAA